UAUAUACAGUGACACAUUCAUCAUCCUCAUAAGAAAGUGUCUAACACAUGGCUCCAAAUUUUAUUUCCAAGCACACUUUUUCUGUUGUUGUUUUACUUGCAUCCCUUAUCUUUACCCCAAUAUCUUGUUCUCGUGUAUCCACUAGUCCUCCAAAAACAUAUUCAGAUGUUGAUCUUAUUGAGUUUGCUCUUAAUUUAGAAUACUUGGAAGCUGAGUUCUUUUUGUAUGGACCAUUAGGCCAAGGAUUGGAUGAAGUUGCUCCAGAGUUAGCAGAGGGUGGACCUCCUCCUAUUGGUGCAAAAAAGGCUAUAUUAGGUCCACUUGUUAAGGAUGUUAUCUUUCAGUUUGGUAUGCAAGAAGUUGGACAUUUAAGGGCUAUAAAGAAGGCUGUGAAAGGGUUUCCUAGGCCUUUGCUAGAUCUUAGCAAAUCAUCAUUUGCUAAGGUGGUGGAUAGUGCUUUUGGACAUCCUUUGUAUCCUCCUUUUGAUCCAUAUGCAAAUGAGAUUAACUUUCUGAUUGCAUCUUAUGUGAUUCCUUAUGUUGGUCUUACUGGCUAUGUUGGUGCCAAUCCACUCCUCCAAAAAGCUACUUCAAGAAAGUUAGUUGCAGGUCUUCUAGGAGUAGAAUCAGGCCAAGAUGCAGUUCUUCGAGCAUUAUUAUACGAACGCCGAGCAUGGAUCGUGCAUCCUUAUGGAGUAAGUGUGGCGGAGUUCACUAACCAGAUUUCAUGGCUCAGGAAUAAGUUAGGAAAAGAAGGUAUAAAAGAUGAAGGUCUUGUGGUGAACUCAUCCUACCCUGGCAAUAUUCUUGCUGGUGAUGAAUAUUCAUUGUCAUAUCCAAGAACUCCAGAGGAAAUAUUGAGGAUUGUAUAUGGAAGUGGUAAUGAAUCUGUCCCUGGUGGGUUUUAUCCUCAUGGAGCAUAUGGUCAUAUAGCAAAAUCUUAUUUACCAAGUACUUGAUUGGAGUUAUUGAGAGUUAAAUUCUCUUGUUAUUGUCUCUAUAUAUACUUUGUGGAAUAAGACCCUUGAGAGUGAAUAAUAUAAUAAGGUUUAAUUUGAUUAAAA
This is a messenger RNA of Vicia villosa (hairy vetch), 1064 nucleotides long. Its product is annotated as desiccation-related protein PCC13-62-like. Bases 48 to 959 code for a protein of 303 amino acids. The record is from RefSeq and is a predicted model, not a curated record. NCBI's taxonomy places the organism in Eukaryota, Viridiplantae, Streptophyta, Magnoliopsida, Fabales, Fabaceae. The transcript has 3 exons.